Osmerus eperlanus (European smelt) is the source of this 1475-nucleotide messenger RNA. RefSeq names its product serine and arginine rich splicing factor 7a (gene srsf7a). Bases 239 to 1027 code for a protein of 262 amino acids. The record is from RefSeq and is a predicted model, not a curated record. The transcript has 9 exons. Gene Ontology annotation, molecular function: RNA binding; zinc ion binding. Lineage: Eukaryota; Metazoa; Chordata; Actinopteri; Osmeriformes; Osmeridae.
CGAAAGAUAUGAGCUCUCCGGUUGGCUGAUGCAGGUUGGCGGUACUUCCUCUUGGUUUUCUGAAAAACGUGCUACUGACCCGAAUGAACAGCUAGGCCGAAACGGGAAAGGGGGGAUCGUGGAAAAUUGCUUGCAGCGGGCGACGGCGGACGCCAACCGGAAAAAGAUUCAUUCACUCGCGGAACCAAGGCGCCUAGAUUAGCUAGCCUAGCUAGCAAGUAUAUCGGAAAGUUUCAAGAUGUCAUACUCGUCGUCAAGAGGUUCCUCUCGCAACACCGACUGCAAGGUGUAUGUGGGUGACUUGGGCAACGGUGCCGCCAAGGGCGAGCUUGAGAGAGCCUUCAGUUACUAUGGACCACUACGCAGCGUCUGGGUUGCUAGAAACCCACCAGGCUUUGCCUUUGUGGAGUAUGAAGAUACCAGGGAUGCAGAGGAUGCCGUAAAGGGCAUGGAUGGAAAAGUUCUCUGCGGGGCCCGCAUAAGAGUGGAGUUGUCCACGGGCAUGUCUCGCAAGUCGCGCUACGGUCGCCCCAGUCGUAGGAACUUCGACCCUAACGACCGCUGCUACCAGUGCGGAGAGAGUGGGCACUAUGCAUACGAUUGCUAUCGCUUUAGCAAGAGGGGAGGUGGCCGUCGUAGCAGGUCUCGCUCUCGAUCUCGCUCUCGGUCUAGGGGAAGGCGUUAUAGGUCACGCAGCAGAAGCAAUGAUCGGAGACAUCGAUCCCCGUCUUAUUCAAAGCGCAGAAGCAGGUCUGCUUCCCCAGCCCGCUCCAAGUCCAGAAGUCCAGUGCGCAGGUCAAGGACACCUGUGCGUCGGUCAAGGACACCUGUGCGUCGGUCAAGGACUCCAGUGCGCAGAGCAAGUCGCUCGCGCUCUCGUUCCCGUUCCCGGUCAGUUUCUCGUCCCCGGGCCCGCAACGUCUCCCGAUCUCGCUCCAGGUCCAGAUCCCGUUCCGCUACCCCCAAGAAAGACAGUCGUUCCAGGUCAGCCAGUCCAAGGAAAAGCCCAACACCUGAUGCUGACUGACCCUGGGGGAAUUGCGGCACUGAGCCCUCUCCUUGGUCCCCUUACCCCAUUUGCCUCAGGGCUUGAAGCCAUUUUACACCGGUUCAUGUUUUAGUUUUUUUUUUUCUCUCCCCAUUCUAUUUAAUUUAUCCCUUGUUUUUUUGUCAUCUGGUUUUACAGCUCUUAUUUGGUCUGUACAUUAUGGUAUUCCACAUUUUCAUUUUGCCAUGGUCAUUUUAAUUCUUUUCACAGGGGAAUUUUUUUUCUUUAUAUUUUUGCAUUCAUUAAAAAAAGACAGUGGCCAGUGUGUCACAGCUUUUUAAAAGCUGUGUGCUGACUGAUGGUGGCUACAGUAGGGUUCAUUGAAGUGUACGCAUCGCUGUACUAAAGAAUGAUUAGGGUUUUAUUUUUAUUUUUCAAUGUAAAUGGCUAUCUUUUUAAUAAAAUGAAUCUUUACACAUUGUAGUAA